This is a messenger RNA of Racocetra fulgida, 145 nucleotides long. NCBI's taxonomy places the organism in Eukaryota, Fungi, Glomeromycota, Glomeromycetes, Diversisporales, Gigasporaceae. The record is from the annotation of a GenBank genome assembly.
AUGAUUACUGACAUUAUAUUUGACAAAAAGCUACCAAAAGGAAAGAUUGCAGAUAUUGAUUCAGUUCUUAUGGGGCAUACGUCUUUGAGUAAAGAAGAUGUAAAGAGCGUUAUCGAUGGAUUAGCAAAAGAGUGGAGUGGGAAUA